Messenger RNA from Penaeus chinensis, 777 nucleotides. RefSeq names its product mucin-5AC-like. NCBI's taxonomy places the organism in Eukaryota, Metazoa, Arthropoda, Malacostraca, Decapoda, Penaeidae. Bases 1 to 777 code for a protein of 258 amino acids. The transcript has a single exon. The record is from RefSeq and is a predicted model, not a curated record.
AUGUCCAUCUGCCUAACAACCUCACCAACAACAACGGCCUACAACAACGGCCUACAACCACGGGCUACAACAACGGCCUACAAGAACAGCCUACAACAACAGCCUACAACAACGGCCUACAACAACGGCCUACAACAACAGCCUACAACAACGGCCUACAACAACAGCCUACAACAACGGCCUACAACAACAGCCUACAACAACGGCCUACAACAACGGCCUACAACAACAGCCUACAACAACGGCCUACAACAACAGCCUACAACAACGGCCUACAACAACAGCCUACAACAACGGCCUACAACAACAGCCUACAACAACGGCCUACAACAACGGCCUACAACAACGGCCUACAACAACGGCCUACAACAACGGCCUACAACAACGGCCUACAACAACGGCCUACAACAUCGGCCUACAACAACGGCCUACAACAUCGGCCUACAACAACGGCCUACAACAUCGGCCUACAACAACGGCCUACAACAAAAGCCUACAACAACGGCCUACAACAACAGCCUACAACAACGGCCUACAACAACAGCCUACAACAACGGCCUACAACAACGGCCUACAACACCAACAACAACAGCCUACAACAACGGUCUACAACAACGGCCUACAACGCCUACAACAAGAGCCUACAACAAGAGCCUACAACAGCCAAAACGCGGCUCGCGAAUGGCCAGCUGGAAACAGAAGCGGCGGCCCUCGAAUGCAAAUGAUGAACGACGUGCGAGGGCGGGAAAGUCUAAAUGCUGCCUGCGGAUGCUUUGA